AUGAGCGAUACCAACGCACAGCUACGGCGCAUCGGCGUUGGCUUCUGCGGCACUGUCUGGGCAGCAGGGGAUCAUGGCUCGGCCUUCAAGCGCGAGGACGGCGGUCCAGACAGGUCGUUGCUAAACGACUACAACAUGCACCAGCGUAUACAGGAUCACAAAUCCUCGAUGACCCAGAUUCAAAUACCCAUUUGCCACGGACUUCUCACUCCGGCGAGUAAAUGGUGGCACGACAACCUCGAUCGAUUCCCAGACGGAUACGAGCCGUGCAAUAUGAUCCACGCGCAACGAAUCCCUCCCAUCUCAGAGAAUGUCAGACGACUCAUUACCGAACGGUAUUGUCCACCACAGUUAGUCCGAGAGAUCAUGGACAGUGAGACAAAUCGAGACUGCCUCAUCCGGCCAUACCUGGGUCGACGGCGACACCAUACAAAAAGGGCAUCGAGGUUUCAAGCAUUUUCUCUACGCAACUACCCCUUACACGUGGACCAGAUGGAGGAACUUGGGAUCUCUGAAAGUGAUAUCACCGGGUAUGCACAGAGUAUGGCAGAAGCUCUGGCUGUAAUGCACUGGGAUGCUGAGGUAGAUGGGAAUGAUGUGGAGUUUGUUCUUGCCGCACCGAACGACGCCAAAACAACAGUCUUACAAAGGGAAUGGUCCAAUGUCCUGGGCCAACAUUCAAUCUGGCUACUCGAUUUUGACCUGGUUCGCACAAUGGACAUGGAAGAACAGGGCGUGCAGCAGGCAGUCAAGGCGUUUUUGAACAACGACCCCUUCUUCCCUCGCCCUGAUGGUUCGAGCAUAUGGAAGGCGUUCCGAGAGCAGUAUCUACAGACAAGUAAAAUGUGCAUCGGGAGGAAGACUGGGGCUGGUUAUGGAGAGUUGCACGGCCUACCUGACUUGUUCAUUGACUCGCUAGAACAGCCGGGCAGUAACAGCGGCGCAUUCGCCUAA
Aspergillus versicolor CBS 583.65 is the source of this 954-nucleotide messenger RNA. RefSeq names its product zinc finger protein. The transcript has a single exon. The record is from RefSeq and is a predicted model, not a curated record. Bases 1 to 954 code for a protein of 317 amino acids. NCBI's taxonomy places the organism in Eukaryota, Fungi, Ascomycota, Eurotiomycetes, Eurotiales, Aspergillaceae.